Molecule: messenger RNA, 1332 nt
Organism: Callorhinchus milii (elephant shark)
Lineage: Eukaryota; Metazoa; Chordata; Chondrichthyes; Chimaeriformes; Callorhinchidae
Gene: fam237a
Product: family with sequence similarity 237 member A
Exons: 3
Coding region: 41-442 (133 amino acids)
Source: RefSeq, a predicted model, not a curated record
GAGUGGGGAUGGGAGAGCUUCGGGCAAGUACCUGUGUAACAUGCAGUCUCUAGGUGGCAGGUUGUACCUGAGGCUGAUGUGGAUUGUGAUGGUGGUGAUGGCUGAGAACAGAAACGGAGAUCCCAUGAGCCUGGGGGAGAUCGAGACUCAGUGCUGGGAGAGCUCCUCCCUCACCCUGGUUCAGAUGAAGAAGCCUCCACUGGCCGAGACAGUCAGUGGGCUCUGGGAUUUCAUGAUCUACCUGAAACUCUCCGACAAACCCAAACACGGCGCUCUGUUCCUCGACCUGGCUCAAGUCUUCUGGGAUACUUAUGUGGACUGUGUGCUGUCACGAUCCCAUGGGCUGGGAAGGAGGCAGAUCAUAGCCAGAUAUCCAUUAAAGUAUCCCAAGUACACAGCAGCAGGGUUGACACGUUCAAGUGACAAGAAAUUAAGGAUUUAAUGUGUGCAAGAUAAUCUCAGAGGAAUGCGCAUCAUACAUGCCAGAAUCGGCGUGUUGCUAAAGGAAGGGUGUUCACUACACUCACUGGCUGUGCACUCUAAACCCGAUGCCCAGAGAAAUCACUCCUUGAUCACCAAAGCAAUGUUCUUGUGAUGAUACAAAACUCUUUUAAAUGGACCUUGUAGACUCUUCGUUUUUUUCCGAAAAACCAAAAUACCGUAAAUGUUUUAACUUAAGGAUUUGCUGGUAAUCAACAGGAAUACACAUAGACGUUCAGCAUCUGUAGUGAAAUUUUCAUAGCUUGUUUUAAAAUAUUUCAACUUAACACUAAUCAGCUGUUAAAAUAAAGUCAGCAUUAACAGCAUAUGGGGAUUUCAAUGUUAUUGUCAAUUGACCUUGCUGUAUAGUUGCUGUAUAGUUGCAAACGUGCAUUUAAAGUUAUGUCUUUUAAAAAUAGUUUAAUUUGUUCCAUGAAGGUAGCUUUUGUGUCUGAACCCCAAAUGUGCUCUCUAAAAUGUAUUCAGAUUGCAUUAAUGACCACUCAGGUAAGCUUCUAGAGUAAAGAAAGGUGUCACUGUUCCGAGGGGAACAUUUUGUAGACACCUUCCUUUAUCACAGACACGUUAGUAACUUAACUCUAAUGCCUCAUCGACUUUGAGAUUGUAAUGUUAUUUUUAUAAACGCUGUAAAGGCUACAGGUAUAUUUUGUUAUUGUGUUUCUUCAACGGUUUGAGUUGAAAUUCCAUUCAUAAAUGCUUUGUGCUUUUCCCAUAUUUUAGGUUGUGUUUGUUUUAAAUGUUUUUGUGAGUCAUUUAAAUGUCAAUGGAGAAAAGAGCAUUAUUAUUUCUGUAUGAUUGCAUUUCCUUUGCUGUUGAAUAAAAAUGAUUUCA